This is a messenger RNA of Salvelinus namaycush (lake trout), 1449 nucleotides long. RefSeq names its product CXADR-like membrane protein. The coding region runs from base 1 to 1449 and encodes 482 amino acids. The record is from RefSeq and is a predicted model, not a curated record. Lineage: Eukaryota; Metazoa; Chordata; Actinopteri; Salmoniformes; Salmonidae. Gene Ontology annotation, cellular component: cytoplasmic microtubule; membrane; cell surface. The transcript is spliced from 8 exons.
AUGAUCCCGCUAAAGGGAACGGCCCAGAGGAGCGCUGUUGGGUCCUGGAGGCUGACAUCCUGGACCCCAACGUCAUUUGGGAUUUCCAUUUCCGCCUUGUGGACCGGCCUGCUCCUCGCCCUUGGGGCCAUCCUCCUGGCUGGUGUCAUCCUGCGGCUGGAGCUGCUCGUCGGGGGUUCUGUCACGCCUACUCCCGCUCUGGCACGCGACAUCGCCUAUCCACCGGCCCUGUGUAAAUACAGCUUCCCUGUUGAAGUUGUCAGUGACAUCAAGAAUGUUACAGCAACUUAUGGAGGAGACUUCUACUUUCUGCUGGGUGUGUUGACGGUGUGUGCCCAGACAGAGAUGAAGAGGGUUGUCGGGGACAAUGCCACACUGCCCUGUCACCACCAGUUCUGGGCAGGCGACGCCCCCACGCUGGACAUCGAGUGGCUCCUCCUCAAGCCCAGCUCCAAGCAGAGAGUGGUGAUCACCUACUUUGCGGGCCGGGUGUACGACCCCAACGAGGCGGAGGCGGGCCGACUGUCCUUAGCCGGGGACUACCUUAAGGGGGACGCCUCCCUACUGAUCAGUGACCUCACCCUGAGCGACUCGGGUGAGUACAGCUGCAAGGUGAAGAACGGGGGGAAGUACCAUUGGAGCACGGUCAACCUCAUAGUACUGGUGAAGCCCUCUAAGCCACGAUGUUGGAUGGAGGGCCGGCUGUUGGAGGGUAGUGAUGUUAAGAUGAGCUGUAAGUCUACAGACGGCUCUGACCCCAUCAACUACAAAUGGGAGAGGGUGCUGGACAAGGGAAAGUAUGUAGGGAAGCUGCCCCCACUUGCCCUCAUAGAUUUGAAGAACUCAGAGAUAGUGACACUGAGGAACCUGACCAAGGAGAGUACUGGGGUGUAUAAAUGUACCGCCAGCAACGAUGUGGGAGAGGAGAGUUGCACCGUAGAGGUCAAGAUACACUAUGUGCGGGGCAUGGGUGUGGUGGCAGGUGCCGUGGUGGGUGUGUCCUUCGGCGUCCUCCUCAUCAUCCUCAUCAUCUGGCUGGUGUUCCGCAAGAAGGAGAAGAAGAAAUACGAGGAGGAGGAGACCCCUAACGAGAUCAGGGAGGAUGCUGAGGCUCCCAAGGCCAAACUGGUAAAGCCCAACUCUCUCUCAUCCCACUCUGGCAGCUCCCGCUCAGGCACCUCCUCCACCCAAUCCAUGGUUCACACCAGCGCACCCCGGGGGCCCCACGCCCGCCUGCCUGCCGUGGCCACCCUCAAGGAGAACGGCCAGCCCCCCAGCUUCCUCCAACAGCCCCCCGCCUACACACAAGUGGUUCCCAAAACCCCAGAGCCCCGCACGGCCCCGGCCAAGCCCAGCCCUCCCCCCAAACUGAGCCCCAGGAACCUGGCCCGCAUGGGGGCAACGCCGGUCAUGAUCCCUGCCCAGACCAAGGCCUUCCAGACUGUGUAG